AUGUCUCCAGCACCAGCUCCUAUUGCCAUCAUCGGCGUCGGCUGCAGGCUCCCUGGAGGGGCCAGCAACCUGGACAAGCUAUGGGAACUCCUCUCGGAGGGCCGCAGCGGCCGAACAAAAGUUCCGGAGAACCGUUGGGCUGCGGAGGAGUGGUUUGACGCAUACCCUGACGCGAAACAGUCCAUGGUCACGAAGCACGGGUUCUUUCUGAAAGAAGAUAUCUCGCAAUUUGAUGCCAAAUUUUUUGGGAUUUCCAACACGGAGGCACAUGCCAUGGAUCCUCAGCAGCGCCUGUUCCUGAUGACGACAUACGAAGCAUUGGAGGAUGCCGCCAUUCCCGUAGAGACAUUACGAGGCUCGAAUACAGGUGUCUUUGCUAGCAUAUUCGAGAGAAGUUACGACCGGAUGGGACACAAGGACCUGUCCACAAUUAGUAAUACGCAUAUGAACGGGACAGGGGAAGCGAUCCUCUCGAACAGGAUCUCGUACUGUUUUGACCUGAGAGGACCAUGCAUGACUAUUGACACUGGCUGCUCCGGAAGUCUGGUGGCCCUUCACCAAGCAUGCCACAGUCUCAGGCUGGGCGAGUCAGACCUCGCCUUAGUUGGUGGCUCACAACUUGUUAUCCACCCUGAUGCCCUCACUAUCAUGAGCGGCAUGGGCAUGCUCAACCCCGAUGGCAAGUCUUAUGCCUUCGACUCGCGAGGCGAAGGGUAUGGACGAGGUGAGGGCGUGGCCACAAUUGUUCUCAAACGUUUGGACCGCGCACUCGAGGACGGGGACCGAGUACAUGCCGUCAUAGCCAACUCUGGUACGAACCAAGACGGCAAGACUACCGGCCUCAACACUCCCAAUGGCGAUGCUCAAGCUGCGUUGUCUUCGCGUAUAUACCGGGAGGCUGGAUUAAAUCCUGCGGAUACGUCAUUCGUCGAGGCUCACGGCACCGGAACUCAAGUAGGCGACCGAGAAGAAAUUGCGUCUAUUUACAAGGUCUUCUGCGAGGGUGUUGCCAGGUCUGAUGACCUUUACGUUGGCUCCAUCAAACCGAACGUCGGGCACCUCGAGGCAACCUCUGGCAUUGCUGGCCUGCUCAAAAGCAUUCUUGUGCUGAAACAUGGCCUCAUCCCGCAAAAUUUGGAUUUCAUCAAGCCGAAGCCAUCACUGAAGCUCUUUGAGAGAAAUAUCAAGAUUCCGACAGAACUUACAAAACUGCCGACGCCCCAUGAUGGUGGGCCGGUGCGAGUGUCUCUCAACUCGUUCGGUUACGGAGGGUCCAAUUGCCAUAUUAUUCUUGAGGCUGCCGACUCUGGGAAAAAACCAAAUGGAACCAAUGGUAUCAAAUCCAACGUGACCAGAAUCAAUGGUUCAACGGCAAAUGGAACCGACACGAAUCAGGCCUCCUUUUUGAAUGACUCAACGUCACCCUGUCCGGAACUUAUCGUUCUCAGUGCAUCGACUGAGAAAGCGUAUUCAUCGCGCGCCAAAGACAUUCUCCUGUGGAUCAAGACUCACCAGAUGGCGUCGCGCACUCUGCACAGCCUAUCAUAUACACUCGGAGCCCACAGGUCGGCUCUUCCGUUCAGGAGAGCCAUUGUUGCGUCGACGAUAGAGGAGCUCGUGGCCGAGCUCAAAGUACCGGGGCUUCAGAAGAGAAUCGUGUCGAUGGCGCCUGUCACGUUUGUCUUCUCCGGGCAAGGCGCCCAGUGGCAUGCAAUGGGGUUAGAGCUCAUGAGCUUCUCGCGGAUUUUCAAAUCAUCGAUAUCAGCCAUGGAAGAUGUGCUGCGCCGCCAAGGUUGCCCGUGGAAUCUCGUUGAGGAGCUGUCAAAGUCUCCCGAGCGUUCCCGAAUUGGCGAGGCCGAAAUAGCGCAGCCUGCGACCACCGCCAUUCAGAUAGCGGUCGUUGAUCUGCUCAAAAGUUUCUCGAUACGACCAAACCGGGUCGUGGGUCACAGCUCCGGUGAAAUUGCCGCCGCGUACGCGGCCGGUGCCCUUAGUCUUGAGAGUGCCAUUAUCAUAGCAUACCAGCGGGGCGUGUCUUCUGCCAAAGCCAAGAAGAUGGCUGAUGUCCCCGGCUCCAUGAUGGCGGUUAGCCUCAACGAGAGCGAAGCGAUGCGGUACCUCCAGAAAGCUACCCGUGGGGCGGCCGUUCUGGCUUGCGUGAACAGCCCGUUGAGCCAGACCCUGUCGGGAGACGAAACCGCGAUCGACGAGAUCAAGGAAGCACUUGACAGGGACGGCGUAUUCGCCCGGAAGCUGAAGGUUGACACGGCAUAUCACUCACAUCACAUGCAGCGCAUAGCCCAAGACUACCAAGAGGCUGUCGGCAGGAUCGAGUCCUCCGGAGUAAGGGACGAUGUGACCUUCUACUCCAGCGUCACCGGCGCCAUCAAAUCAACUGGCUUCGGUCCCGACUACUGGGCGGCCAACCUAGUUUCGCAAGUCAAGUUCAGCCAUGCACUGACCCUGCUGCGGAAUGACCAGAUCAAACACGAUGCAAACAUGGACCUGGGCGUAUUUGUUGAAAUAGGGCCACAUUCGGCCCUUGCGGGACCCGCUCGCCAGACUCUCACAAAGGAGGGAGAUAAGAACUACAAAUUUGAGUACCUUUCUGCACUCGUGCGCAACACCGAUGCUACACAGUCCAUUCUGAAGCUCGUUGGUAGAGUGUUCGAGCUCGGUCUCGAGGUCGAUAUGACUGCAGUGCUCACAAUGAUCGACAAGACAAAGCCAGAGAUCAUCAGAGACCUGAAACUAUAUCCCUGGGAUCUCGUACCGUUCUGGCGCGAGUCUAGACUCAGCAAAGCCCAGCGUUUCCGCCAGUUCCCACAUCAUGACCUCCUCGGCCUGUUCGAUCCGGCCAGCACAAUUCAUGAGCCUCGCUGGAGGUACUUUAUCAACCUGGAUAGUCUUCCCUGGCUCAGAGGCCAUAUUGUUGAGGGCUUCACACUCUACCCUGGGGCAGGAUACCUGACAAUGGCCAUCGAGGCAUCGAAGCAGCUUGUGCAGAUGAGAGGCCUCCAAAAGCCGAUCGCCAAGUUCGUCCUCCGCAACGUAUCGAUAUCCAACCCCGUCAUCCUCAGUGAGCCAGAUGAAAGCAGCUCCGGCGAGGUGGAAGUACAGCUGAGCAUGUCGGCCGCGAAUCAGUACGAGGGCAGCCGCUGGGAGUCGUUCCGGAUCAGGUCCUACAAUGCGGACGGGUCGUGGAGUGAACACUGCUCCGGCGAGAUCACUGUCGAACACGAGGCGGGCGAACCUGACGAGGUUGAGGGGACCAGAGAAGAGGAACUGCGCCACCAAGAAGCCAUGCAAUUCCUAGCAACCUCUCAGGAAAGCUGCGACGCGCACAUGACAAAGUCGGAAUUCUACGACUUUGCAAGACUCACAGGAAACGAGUUUAGCGGAGCAUUUACCCCAAUCGUCUCGGCCAGGUAUGGCAAAAGCCGGGGCGUAUUCGAAAUAUGCACGCCAGAUAUUGCUCCUUUGAUGCCUUACCGGUCCUUCAGGCCUCAUCUCAUCCAUCCGACUACCCUAGACGCUACCCAGCAGAUCAACGCAAUCCUGUUCAAGAAAUUCGUCACCAACGCUGCAUGUGUCCCGACCAAGAUCCCGUUGUUGGAGAUAAGUGCUAGUUUAUCCACCACGGCAGGAAACAUCCUGACUGGCGCCAUGCAGGUCGAAGCUGAUGAUCCCAAAUCUUCCAGGGGAGAGGGAUGGGUGUUCCAGAAGGAUGCGGAUGGCCAUCUUAACCCGGUCAUUCGACUUCUUGUCAGCUUGAGAGCCAUUGGUGAGACUCGCGAGGAGGAGAACCGUCCUUUCGUUCAGGAUGCGGUGAAUCGACUCGACUGGAACCUUGACGCCGACUUCAUGACAGGACGCUCAUUCCUCCAGGUGCUAUCGUCUACCCUGGGCUUAGAGGGAAACACGACACACGGAUUUGAAGGAACCAAAGUGUCUAUUCAGGAGUCUGAUAAGGAAUACCUUGUUACAGACCAGGCCUCGUCCAUAUGGUUCCGAGAUGCUGUGCGCUAUGUCGAGGAGAGCAAUGCUGGCAUAGUGACACCUCAGCAGGUCAAAUUUCUUGGCUGGAUGAAGAGAUGGUUGUCCUCAGACUAUUGCCAUCAGAUCACCUCAGGCUUAACUCAGGAAGAAGAGAAGAGCAUUCUGCAAAAUAUUGAGUCGUCUGAUGCCUCAGCCCAACUGCAACUCCUUGCCCGUGUCGGGAGAGCCCUACCUCGCAUCCUGACUGGCGAAACCCAGCCCUUGGACGUCAUGUUGGAAGGCAAUCUGCUUUCCAGGUACUAUGAGAGUGGUAUUCUCGUCGGCCCCUAUGAAGCCGUAGUGACGUACCUGAAAACUCUUACUUUCAAGAACCCGCGCCUUCACGUCCUCGAGGCCGGUGCGGGGACGGGAGGCUGCACCAAGUGGCUCUUCCGCGGGCUUUCCGGCCAUAACGGCGCCGUCGGCCUCCCCGUCGAAAAGUACACCUUUACGGACGUCUCCAGCGGAUUCUUCGAGGAUGCGCGCCAGACAUUUGCCGAAUGGGAGGAGGUCAUGGAGUUCCGGACGCUGGAUGUUGAUGCGGAUCCCAUCGAGCAGGGAUUCGAGCCUGAGUCCUACGACGUGGUAGUGGCGGCCAACGUGCUACACGCGACGAAGAAAAUCGACACGACGAUCAGCCGCAUACGCAAGCUGCUUAAACCGGGGGGCAGCCUGGUCCUUGUCGAGAUCGAGCCGAGAGGCGCAGCCUUUGGUCUCGUGGCCGGCUCGCUCACCGGGUGGUGGGCCCCCGAGGACGAUUUCCGGGUUGAUAGUCCGCUGCUGUUCCGCAACCAAUGGCAGGAUGUGCUGGCCAGAAAUGGAUUCGGGGGGAUUCACCUUUCUUGGGAAUGUAUGAUGGUAGCGAAAGCUGAGCCCUCGCCAAGCAACGGGGCACUAGCCAGGCACAGCAUCGUCCUGAUCAGAAACAGCGUUGACGAUUAUGUGGUAAAGACCGCCACGGAAUUCGCGUCUCGCGACAUCGAUGUCAUAGAGUGCCUGUGGGACCAAGUGAAAGUCCAGGAAGGUAGCCUCUAUGUUAUCUUCGACCACGCGGAGAAACGGCUCCUCCUUGAUCCACAGCCUCAACUAUUCGAGACGGUCAACGCCCUUCUCAGUGCAAAAUGCAGAGUCCUUUGGGUACUUCUUCAAGACACAGCUGACCCCGCCGCCUCAGCCUACAAGGGCAUGGUAAACGCAUUCAUCCGCGUUGUCCGGCGGGAGAGCAGCAACACCGAACUCGUCAGCCUUGACAUCCGCCAGCCCACCCUGGAUCCAGAGAUGACGGCCCGGGUUAUCGCCGAUGUGACACGCAGGCGCUUCUGGCCGACCGCGGAGGUCGCGCCUUCUUUAGAGCCAGAGUUUGCCUACGAAGACGACCGCAUUCUGAUCCCUCGUGUCAGGCCAGAUACCGAAUUUCUGCAUUGGGCCCGGCGUAGUACAGGGCUAGGAGCCUCCGACGAGACUGAGGCUGUCCCCUACCAGGGCGAUAGAGUUCUCAAGGCCGAGUUUGCGACACCGGGAUUGCUGAGUUCGCUGCGCUUCGUCAACGAUGACUUGUCGACUUCUCUCGCCUCAUAUCAGAUCGCGGUCAAGGCCGAGGCCCAUGGUGUCAAUUACAAGGACGUCAGCAUUGCUCUUGGCCAGAGGGGCCCCGGCGUCCAUAUGGCUGGCGAGUUUUCCGGCGUUGUGACUGCUGUAGGCAAAGAUAUGCGGAAUGUGUACCAGGUAGGCGAUCGCGUCAUGGGCUUCGGUUCACGGCCGUUCAGCAACUUGUCGCGCGUCCAUGGACAUCUGGCCCAUGAGACACCCGCUUGGAUGUCCGCGACAGUAGCGGCAUCCAUUCCGCACGCGUACGUGACAGCAUAUCACUGCAUCAAGGGAACAGGCCGGCUCGAGAGAGGCCAGUCGGUGCUGAUCCAGGCUGCAUCCGGAGGCGUGGGCCAGGCGGCCAUUCAGAUCGCCCAGCAUAUCGGCGCAACCAUAUUCUGCACCGUCAGCACGGCUGCGAAGCGAAAGCUGAUUAUAGAUGAGUACGGCAUCCCGGAAAAUCAUAUCUUCUCCAGCCAGACGGGGUCGCUUAAACAGGGCAUUAUACGACUCACGAAUGGUGAGGGAGUGGAUCUAGUGCUCAACUCGUCGGCAGGAGAGGCGCUCAGGGACAGUCUUGAUUGCGUCAAGCCCCUAGGGACAUUCAUUGAGUUGGGGAAGAGCGAGAUGCAACAGGGAUCCCAGUUGAGCAUGGCUGCAUUCAACAAGUCGAUAACCUUCCACGCCUUCGAUCUAGAAACACUGUCGGCUCGAGACCCUAAGCGUGUCCAUCGUAUUUUGGGUGACAUCAUCGACCUUCUCAAUUCCAAGGCAUUGCGUCCCCUAAGCCCGAUCACCACCUACCCCAUUGAGCAGAUCGAGGAUGCAUUCCGCUUCAUAGGCUCAAGGAAACACACCGGUAAAGUUGUCCUCAAGGUCGAGCCUACGUCCACUGUCAAGUGCCUGCCUGCCAAGCCCAUGUCGCUGCGCGUACGCAAAGACGGCACCUAUAUCGCAGCCGGCGGCCUCGGUGAUCUCACCUCGCGGAUCUGUCUGUUUUUGGCCUCUCGAGGCGCCGGGCAUGUGGUGGCACUUUCGAGGCGCGCCAUUGACGAGGAGACGAAACAGAAGUACAUGACUGCGGUCAAGGAGCAUGGGGGUGAACUUCAUAUCCUCCAGUGCGAUAUCACAGAUGAAGAGAGCAUGAAACGCGCUGCGUCAUACUGCUCUAGGCUGCCCCCGGUAAGGGGAGUGGUAAACGGUGCGUUGGUGCUUAGGGACCGAACAUUCGCCCAGAUGACCGUCGAGCAGUGGAACUUACCACUCCAGCCUAAAGUCUUCGGGACCCUGAAUCUCGACAAAUUCUUUGCCUCGCCUGAUUUGGCCUUCUUCCUAACCCUCUCCUCCGUCGUGGCGGUUGUUGGCAAGGCUGGUCAGUCUAAUUACGCCGCCGGAAAUGGCUUCCAAGAUGCUUUCGCUCUUGCACACGCCGGCCACCCUCACACGCACUACAUCUCGGUCAACGUCGGUGCCGUAUCUGUCGAUGCGCACGGCGCCCUCAAAGAGGCACAACAAGGCGACAUGUCCAUCGGUGGUAUGAGGGCAUCUCUCCGCCAGAACAGCGUUAUGGACAUCUCGUUUGACGAAUUCUUUGCCAAUAUCGAGUAUGCCAUGACCAGUCUCGCCCGGGACCACCACUUGCACCAAACAAUCCAAGGUGUCACAUACCAGUCAAUGCUGGAUGCCAAUGACGAGCACCUUCUCGAGAAUCCCGUCUUCAGUCAGCUGGCUCAUUCCCAGAAGAAGCAAGCCGCGGGUGCCACGCAGACCGACAAGAUUGACUUGAAAAAGUCUCUGAGUGGCGUGAAAACGAUGGAGGAGGCUGAGCAGCUCAUUCGGGACGCCACGCUGACCAAAUUCGCCGUCUUCCUUGACCGGCCGAUCGACGACAUCAGGGUCGAUCAGUCGCUUGCUACCAUCGGUCUCGACUCCCUUGUCAGCAUCGAGUUGAAGAACUGGAUGGUACGCACGUUCCAAGUCAACCUCCAAACGUCGGAGCUGGGAGGAGCUGGCAGCAUUAUGGCGCUGGCGGCGACGGUCGCCUCGCGGUCGAAGUUGAUCCCCGACGGGAUCCGGCAAUUAAAGCCGCAGGAGACCACUGGUCAGGAAGAGGACGAGAAAGUCCCAAAGAAUGGUGAGUUGGAGCACAAUCAUGGCUUCUACUGUUGCAGGGCGAGCAAGGAGCUUCCUAGGCACCCGCUUGUCGACCUUGACGAGGCAGUCAACGACCUCCUCAACGCCAUCGGUCAUUUUUCGCACACGCGGGAGGAAUAUGCGGAACUUACCCGCAAGGCUCACGCCCUCACUGCACCGGGCAGUCUCGGCCGUAGACUGUACAGCCAGCUUCGUGCCAAGGCCGACGAUCCAAGUGUGGAGAGCUGGAUUGCUGGUCCCCUUCUCAAGGCAAUGUACCUCAAGCGUAGAUAUCCUAUAGUACCAUUCAGCAGCUUCCUCGGAACCCACUUUGACAGCAGGGUGCCGCAUUCACAGGCCCAGCGAGCGGCCGCACUUACUAGGGCCCUGUCCGAGUUUAAGCACGACCUGGAUUUCAAGAAACUGAAUCCCGACUUUCUGGGAGAGAGGCCAAAUUGUGGCAACUCUCUGACGUGGCUUUUCAACGCCUUGAGAGAGGCAAAUGUGGGCUGUGACAAGAUGAUGAGGUAUCCUGGGAUUGAUCACGUCGCCGUUUUGCGAAGAGGGCACUUGUUCCGCGUGCCACUCCUGGAAAGAGACGACAUCGUUUCAUAUUCCAAAUUGAAAGCAACAUUCCAAGCAAUCCUGGAUCUUAACCUCGAGGAAAGGCACUGGACAGGCAUCCUGACGACAGACAACCGUGACAGUUGGGGCACUAACCGACAGAAGCUCAUCUCAAUGGACGAGAGGAACGCGGUGUAUAUCAAAACGUUGGAAGAAUCCGUCUUUGUCAUGUGUCUUGAUGACAACAGCCCGAUCACGCGCGAGGAACGGGUCCGGUCCGGAUACCUUGGUGACUCGUUCAACCGCUGGCACGACAAGACACUGCAGCUUAUCGUCACCGCUAACGGUAGCUCUGGUACCAUCUUCGAGCAUUCUAUGAUCGACUUCAUGACUACGUCGCAGAUCUCGCAGAGGCUACAGGACGCCAUCAAUACUCUGGAUCCAGAGAACGACGACCCCGGUCAGAACGGCGAAGUCAUCGCUGAUGCCGCCAGCCUGGAGGAGAUUCCUUUAGUGGCGACGACGGCGGAGAUCGAGGCCCGCAUGACGACGCUGCGCGACAAGUAUGCGGCGACCACUGGGAUAAAGAUUUACACGCCGCAUUUCAUCCAGUCGCUCGGGAAAGCCGUCCUCCUCGCCAACUCGGCCCCCAUCAAAGCGACCGUGGACCUGACAAUCCAGCUCGCCAGCCGGCUGUACUUUGGCUACCUGCCUGCGAGUUGGGAGACGGUUUCGACGGCGCAUUUCCACCUGGGCCGGCCGGAGAUUGUGCAGGUGGUGCUAAAGUCGGUCGUUGACUUCUGCGACGCGGCGCUCGACAGUAGCGUGCGGCCAGCCGAGGCUCGCGCCAAAUUACUGCAGGCGGCGCGCGAGAUGAACGCGCAAAUUGUCAAGGGCGGCGAGGGCCGCAACUACUUCCGGCUGAUGGAUGUGCUUGAGGUCAUGAGCCACGACGCGUACGACGAGGGCGCCGCCGAUGCCGUUCCCGAGCUGUUCUCCGACCCCGUGUGGAAGAGGAGCUACCCGCGACUGAUCAUGCAGACAAUGAUCGAGAAGAAACUGGCCCAAGAUCCCGGCUACACGAUGGAGGAUCCAGAGAACGUGUGGAUAAAUUACACUGUAAAUGAAGAUUGCAUUGAGGUGAAUUUUGUAAGUCCUCGAACGGGUGCCGAGCGCUUCAUCGCUGCGCUAGACCGUGCAGCAGAUAUUAUCAAGACGAUUGUCCAGGCUGUUCGGGCAUAA
Messenger RNA from Penicillium soppii, 9564 nucleotides. RefSeq names its product type I polyketide synthase. The transcript is spliced from 11 exons. Gene Ontology annotation, molecular function: fatty acid synthase activity; phosphopantetheine binding; oxidoreductase activity. The record is from RefSeq and is a predicted model, not a curated record. NCBI's taxonomy places the organism in Eukaryota, Fungi, Ascomycota, Eurotiomycetes, Eurotiales, Aspergillaceae. Gene Ontology annotation, biological process: secondary metabolite biosynthetic process; fatty acid biosynthetic process. Bases 1 to 9564 code for a protein of 3187 amino acids.